GGCACGGACGUGUGGCUCUGAUAGCCAUGAAUGGGGUGGUGGAGACGCGGGUUUGUGGAUUUUACCCAAGUGCUAAAAUUAAUGUUUGCACCUUAAUGGAGUUAUUUUUAUCGUAGCUUUCAACACAGAUACACUCGACUGUUUUAAAUGCUUCACGCGAGACAAUCUCGUCAGGCGUAACGGUUAUUUUGUUGUCAUCAUUGCUCGAAGCAAAUCACGGCUCCGUUUGUUUCCUCCUGUUAAAAAUGCCGAGGAACAACAAGACCUCGCUGAUCCAGAAGAUAGCGAGCCAGGCUUCUGCGACCUUCACAAACUGCUCCACAUCUGCCGUUGGAGAUAAUAAGACAUUUUCAGAGCAGCAGGCAGAGUUGGUCACCCUGCUGUCCGAUAUCAGGGCUGCGGAUCUGAAGAUUGCGCCACCGGAGAAAGUCUCCAUAUCCUCCCUCCAGUCCUCAGCAGUCCCUCCAGUCACAUACAUGCACAUCUGUGAGACUGAUGUCUUCAGCAUGGGAGUGUUUCUGUUGAAGUCCGGGGCUUCCAUCCCUCUACAUGACCAUCCCGGGAUGAAUGGCAUGCUGAAGGUCCUGUAUGGCAAGGUCAAUAUAAGGUGUUAUGACAAGCUGGAUAAAGCUGUUGGUGCUGAGAGUGACACUGAGAGGCAGUUUGAUCCACCGCUGAUGCCUUUCCAGGGAGAUGAUGUGAGGAGAGCUGUGCUCAGGUCCUCCGUACAUUUUUCUGAUCAGAGUCCCCCCUGCAUUUUGACCCCUGUCAAAGACAACCUUCAUGAGAUUGAUGCAGUGGACGGGCCAGCUGCGUUUCUUGAUAUACUGGCACCACCGUAUGAUCCUGACAAUGGGAGAGAUUGUCACUACUACAGAGUUUUACAAACUGCUGGCAAAAAGUCAGAGCAGAGCAGUGGAGAUGAAACCUGGCUUUUAGAGAUCCCCCAGCCUGACGAUUUCUGGUGUGGGGGCGAGCCAUACCCCGGUCCUGAAGUUUCGGUGUAGAGAGAUGCACACUGGAAUUGCCCACAAACCGUCCAUAUUCUAAUACCCAUGCAUAAUAAUUAGUUUUGUUUUUGUUUGUUUUUCUUGGGACUUGAAAUGUCCAUUCCAAACCUAUGUGCAUCAAUUUGUGGCCUUGCUUGUGAAUAAUGAAUGUAUACAUGCUUGAAAGGCAUUUACUCUUGUAUAAGUUCACACUAUAAAUCUAUAUUAAAUACUUGUUUAAUUUAUUUAAAGAGAAACCUAUACAAACACUAGUUCCUAUGUUCUGUUUAUAUUUUUACAUUUAUAGUACAAUUAAAAUGUUUAUAAUCAUUUUUCAA
This is a messenger RNA of Carassius gibelio (silver crucian carp), 1327 nucleotides long. Its product is annotated as 2-aminoethanethiol dioxygenase-like. The record is from RefSeq and is a predicted model, not a curated record. Lineage: Eukaryota; Metazoa; Chordata; Actinopteri; Cypriniformes; Cyprinidae. The coding region runs from base 246 to 1007 and encodes 253 amino acids. Gene Ontology annotation, molecular function: oxidoreductase activity, acting on single donors with incorporation of molecular oxygen, incorporation of two atoms of oxygen. Gene Ontology annotation, cellular component: mitochondrion. The transcript has a single exon.